ACCUCGCCCUCGGGCCCCGUCCCGGAGGCGCCCCCACCCCACAAAAUUAUGGGCGCCCCGUCGAACCCCGAACCCACGCGCACUCCGCUGCCCACGCCGGGAACACCUCAGAGCCCCGCGCUGUCACCUCCGCGCUCCCGGGACCCCCUACUCACUUCCACGGAGUCCGCCGCAGUCUCGCUGCCCCGCGGGCCCUGCCACCGCCCCGUACUCACUGCCACGUCCCUCACUGCGCUCCCCCCGCCGUGCGCCACUUUCCGGGCCGGCCGCGCUCAGCCCUCGGGGCCCGCACGGAGGCUCCGCGGUCCGGCGUCGGACGGGGUCCACUCGGGGAAGGCCCGCGGGUCAUCCAGCCGCGGCGACCCUAGGCGCAGGCGACGACCCUCGCUCAACCUAGCACCCUGGCGCCAGUCUCCUCCCCGAGGCCCCCCGCCCGGGCGACCCCGCCCAGCAGGCGGGGCCCAGGCCGCUGCGACCGGCCCGCGGGGCUCGGGACGCGAGCCGGCUGGCGGCGCGACUCCGGACUGCGGACCUCCCGGCCGGUUCCCCGCAGGCGCCGCCCCCGCCCCGCGCUGUAACCCGAGCCGCCGCCGCCUCCCCCGCGCGCCCCGCGGCCCAGGCCCCGCGCGCGCCGCCCCCUGCGGCCCUGCGCCCGACAGCGAGUCCGCCAUGGGCCGCGGGGCCUGCGUCCCCCCGGAGGCGUCGGGGCCCGUCCAGGGCCGCCGGCUCGGAGCCGUGCUGGGCGCCCUGUGCCUGGUGCCCGCGCUCGCGCUGCUGGUCCGGCUGGGGACCCCGGUGGCCCCGGCCCCGAGCGCGACACAGGGCGACGUCGCCGCGCCGGCCCCCGCCGCCCGGGCCCCCGCCCCGCCGGCCCCGCCCGCGCCCCGAAGACGCCGCUACACGCUGACCCCGGCCCGGCUGCGCUGGGACCACUUCAAUCUCACCUACAGGAUCCUCUCCUUCCCGCGGAACCUGCUGAGCCCCCGGGACACGCGGCGGGGCCUGGCCGCGGCUUUCCGCAUGUGGAGUGACGUGUCCCCGUUCAGCUUCCGCGAGGUGGCCCCCGAGCAGCCCAGCGACCUCCGCAUAGGCUUCUACGCGGUCAACCACACGGACUGCCUGGUGUCCGCCCUGCACCACUGCUUCGACGGCCCCACCGGGGAGCUGGCCCACGCCUUCUUCCCCCCACACGGCGGCAUCCACUUCGACGACAGCGAGCACUGGGUCCUGGGCCCCACGCGCUACAGCUGGAAGAAAGGCGUGUGGCUCACGGACCUGGUGCACGUGGCGGCCCACGAGAUCGGCCACGCGUUGGGGCUGAUGCACUCGCAGCACGGCCGGGCGCUCAUGCACCUCAACGCCACGCUGCGCGGCUGGAAGGCGCUGUCGCAGGACGAGCUGUGGGGGCUGCACCGGCUCUACGGCUGCCUGGACCGGCUGUUCGUGUGCGCGUCCUGGGCGCGGAGGGGCUUCUGCGACAGCCGCCAGCGGCUCAUGAAGAGGCUGUGCCCCAGCAGCUGCGACUUCUGCUACGCAUUCCCCUUCCCGACGGCGGCUGCCACCCUGCCACCCCCCAGGACCAAAACGCGGCUGGUGCCCGAGGGCAGGAACGUGACGUUCCGCUGCGGCCACAAGAUCCUGCACAAGAAAGGCAAAGUGCACUGGUACAAGGACCGGGAGCCCCUGGAGUUCUCCUACCCCGGCUACCUGGCGCUGGGCGAGGCGCACCUCAGCAUCAUCGCCAACCCCGUCAACGAGGGCACCUACACGUGCGUGGUGCGGCGGCGCCAGCGCGUGCUCACCACCUACUCCUGGCGCAUCCGCGUGAGGAGCUGAGCGCCGCCUCCAUAAAGCGCGUUCCCCUCA
Molecule: messenger RNA, 1866 nt
Organism: Oryctolagus cuniculus (rabbit)
Lineage: Eukaryota; Metazoa; Chordata; Mammalia; Lagomorpha; Leporidae
Gene: MMP23B
Product: matrix metallopeptidase 23B
Biological process (GO): collagen catabolic process; extracellular matrix organization; proteolysis
Cellular component (GO): extracellular matrix
Molecular function (GO): zinc ion binding; metalloendopeptidase activity
Source: RefSeq, a predicted model, not a curated record